This is a messenger RNA of Tripterygium wilfordii, 665 nucleotides long. RefSeq lists its product as uncharacterized. The coding region runs from base 9 to 470 and encodes 153 amino acids. The transcript has 2 exons. Lineage: Eukaryota; Viridiplantae; Streptophyta; Magnoliopsida; Celastrales; Celastraceae. The record is from RefSeq and is a predicted model, not a curated record.
CAAAACACAUGCGAUCCCUUUCUACCGUCCUCACUAAUAUUGGUACCUCUAAUGGUGGCGGCAGAGGUCCUAAUACUACUAUUGGCAGCGCUAAUGGUGGCGGCGUCUGUCUUAAUACUAAUAUUGGUAGCGCUAAUGGAUGCACCGUAUCCGUUAAUACACCUCCUUCAUCCUUCUCCUCCUCCUCAAUUCCACUUCAGUUCGGAAAUUUAAAGUAUGACCCAUCAUUGCUCAGUACUAGUAACCUCAAAUUCCCCAUUAACCCACCACAACUUACCUCAUCAUCGUCAUCGGAGGCGCGCAUAUCUAGCUCUGAUUUCCCUAAGUUGCAACAUCUUAUCAAGCAUGCCAUCGACGCAGGUCUUUUGCGGAGCAAAUGCAGAAACUGCGGUAACUCUGUUCAGCAUUGUUGUGAACAAACCUUACUCAAACCAGUUUCCUCUCUCCCUCCUCCGCCUUCUAAUUCAUAAUGUUUUACACGAUGUUCUCCGUUAGUUAUUCGUGCAAUAAUGCUUUCUAGUUUCUACAGAUCUCGAUCUUUUUUAUUUUAUGGAGCUCUUCCAUUUCUGUGUUCUGUAUGGAUCUAGCUCCCUCACAGGAGGUAAGCCUGACUCAAGUUAGAUCGGAACUUUCAUUUGAUUAAUCAAAAUGUCAGUACACAAAAU